AUCCUGUUCUGCACUUCAGCCAUAUUGUCAGCUUACCUCACCGCUAUCGACAUUCUUCAUUCGUAUUUGAUAAAUGUAAGUAUAUUUGGGAAAUUACUUCUGGGUGAAAAUCGUUCAUCAGUGCUUAAAGCGUAUUAUCACCAUAAAAUUAUCUCCCCAGAAAGUUUCAUAAUAACUACACCCUUAAGCCGGCAUUUUCUCUUUCAGUCAACUUCUAAAGGAACAUUAUGGCCGAAAACGAGAAUGAACUUUUAGAUUAUGAAGAAGUUGUUGAUGAAAAUGGAGCCGAUGUUGAUGGUGGAGCUGUAUCUCAAGAUAAGAAGGAUGUUAAGGGAACCUACGUUUCUAUCCACAGCAGUGGUUUUAGAGAUUUCCUUCUUAAACCAGAAUUAUUAAGAGCAAUUGUUGAUUGUGGUUUUGAGCAUCCUUCAGAAGUGCAACAUGAAUGCAUUCCGCAAGGAAUUUUGGGAAUGGAUGUGCUAUGUCAGGCAAAGUCUGGUAUGGGUAAGACGGCAGUGUUUGUUCUUACUACUCUGCAACAGUUAGAGCCUAAAGAUGGACAGGUAUCUGUCCUUGUUCUUUGUCAUACAAGAGAAUUGGCAUUCCAAAUCAGCAAAGAAUAUGAGCGUUUUAGUAAAUACAUGAAUAGCAUUCGCAUUGCUGUAUUUUUCGGUGGAAUGUCUGUUAAAAAAGACGAAGAUAGUUUAAAGAAAAACACACCACACAUUGUAGUCGGUACUCCAGGACGAAUUUUGGCUCUUUCUCGUAGUGGAACUUUGAAUCUGAAGCACAUUAAACACUUUAUUUUGGACGAAUGUGAUAAGAUGCUUGAGGCAUUAGAUAUGAGACGAGAUGUACAAGAAAUUUUCCGUGCGACACCUCACCAAAAGCAAGUGAUGAUGUUCUCUGCUACGUUGUCGAAGGAUAUUAGGCCAGUUUGCAAGAAAUUUAUGCAAGAUCCUUUGGAAAUCUACGUUGAUAACGAUUCAAAACUGACAUUACACGGGCUUCGUCAACACUACGUUAAACUCCAGGACAAGGAAAAGAAUCGUAAAUUAUUUGAGCUUUUAGAUGUUUUGGAAUUCAACCAAGUCAUCAUCUUCGUCAAAUCAGUUCAACGCUGCAUGGCAUUGGCUCAACUGCUCGUGGAACAGAACUUUCCAGCAAUUGCGAUCCACCGUCAGAUGACUCAGGAAGAGCGUUUAUCUCGUUACCAACAAUUCAAAGAUUUUCACAAGAGAAUUCUCGUUGCAACAAAUUUAUUUGGGCGUGGUAUGGAUAUUGAACGUGUGAACAUCGUUUUUAAUUACGACAUGCCUGAAGACUCUGAUACAUAUUUGCAUAGAGUUGCAAGAGCAGGCAGAUUUGGUACGAAAGGUCUCGCGAUUACUUUUGUUAGUGAUGAAACAGAUGCGAAAGUAUUGAACGACGUGCAAGAGAGAUUUGAUGUCAAUAUUACUGAAUUGCCGGAGGAAAUUGACAUCUCUACGUACAUUGAAGGACGAUAA
This is a messenger RNA of Dimorphilus gyrociliatus, 1508 nucleotides long. Lineage: Eukaryota; Metazoa; Annelida; Polychaeta; Dinophilidae. The record is from the annotation of a GenBank genome assembly.